Tupaia belangeri chinensis (Chinese tree shrew) is the source of this 1371-nucleotide messenger RNA. RefSeq names its product adenylate kinase 4 (gene AK4). Gene Ontology annotation, biological process: nucleobase-containing compound metabolic process. The transcript has 6 exons. Gene Ontology annotation, cellular component: mitochondrion. Bases 203 to 874 code for a protein of 223 amino acids. NCBI's taxonomy places the organism in Eukaryota, Metazoa, Chordata, Mammalia, Scandentia, Tupaiidae. The record is from RefSeq and is a predicted model, not a curated record. Gene Ontology annotation, molecular function: AMP kinase activity; ATP binding.
GACUGGGCGGGCAGAGGCGGCGCCGCCCAGCGGGAUCGGGGCUGGAAGCCUCUCGGAGCGCUGCUUCCAGCCGAGGGGCGGCCGGCGAGUCUCCGCGCGAGCGGAGGGUGCCAAAGGCAGGGGUCAAGCCACAAAGUUCCCCGGGCUCCCUCGGGGGCCGCUGUCGGGCUGCGCGUUUGGCCGCCCCCUCCUCGCGAAGGCCAUGGCUUCCAAACUCCUGCGCGCGGUCAUCCUCGGGCCGCCCGGCUCGGGCAAGGGCACCGUGUGCCAGAGGAUCGCCCAGAACUUUGGCCUUCAGCAUCUGUCCAGCGGCCACUUCUUGCGGGAGAACAUCAAAGCCAACACGGAAGUUGGAGAUAUGGCAAAGCUGUACAUACAGAAAGGUCUUUUGGUUCCAGAUCAUGUGAUCACACGCUUAAUGAUGUCGGAGCUGGAAAACAGGCGCAGCCAGCACUGGCUACUCGAUGGUUUCCCUAGGACAUUAGUACAGGCUGAAGCCUUGGACAAAAUCUGUGAACUGGAUCUAGUGAUCAGUUUGAACAUUCCAUUUGAAACACUUAAAGAUCGUCUCAGCCGACGUUGGAUUCACCCUCCCAGUGGAAGGGUAUAUAACCUGGACUUCAAUCCACCUCAUGUGCAUGGCAUUGAUGACAUCACGGGUGAACCAUUGGUCCAGCAGGAGGAUGAUAAACCCGAAGCAGUUGCUGCCAGGCUAAGACAGUACAAGGAUGUGGCAAAGCCAGUUAUUGAAUUAUACAAGAGCCGCGGAGUGCUCCACCAAUUUUCUGGGACGGAGACUAACAAAAUCUGGCCCUAUGUUUACACGCUUUUCUCAAACAAGAUCACACCGAUUCAGUCCAAAGAAGCAUACUGAGCGUGCCCCACGGGAGAACCAAGAAGAUGUGGUCAUUCAUUCACGUGUGUGUAUAGUAUUGGUGCCGUGUCCAAAUUAGAAGCCAGCUGAGAUAGCUUGCAGCGUCUUUUCUAGUUUAAAUGAUGAACUCACAGGAAGACUAAUGAGUAGAGAGUGUUCACGAAGAGGCCUCCUUCUACCUUUCAAAAGGGCCACUGGUGCACGUUCACGGGGUCUCUGCACAUGUCUCAGGCUCGUCACAAGAAAACACGUACAGGCUGGUUCCAAAUGGUGUACAGCCUGUGCUCUGACAGACUUUCGACUGCCGUGUUGUUACAGUAGCCUGUUUAUAUGUGAUGGCGGUGCUCUGUGGGUCUCUCCAUUCUCUAAGGCUGUUGAGCAACAGGACCCGUUAGCCUGAGAAUGCCCCAUGCUCUGUCUUGGGCUGUGCCCCAGGUUCUGUGGUGUGUGCCCUCCUGGUGACAAUGGAAUCGAAGCUAAUUGCUCUCAGUGGUUGC